Messenger RNA from Penicillium macrosclerotiorum, 1701 nucleotides. RefSeq lists its product as uncharacterized. Gene Ontology annotation, cellular component: endoplasmic reticulum; membrane. Gene Ontology annotation, molecular function: long-chain fatty acid-CoA ligase activity. Bases 1 to 1701 code for a protein of 566 amino acids. Lineage: Eukaryota; Fungi; Ascomycota; Eurotiomycetes; Eurotiales; Aspergillaceae. The record is from RefSeq and is a predicted model, not a curated record. The transcript is spliced from 4 exons.
AUGGCCGACCAGACUCCCAUUCUGGAGAAGCUCGAUGCCGCUAUCACCGAUAUGCUGGCGGACUGGAAUAUCUACACGACGUUUUUUGCCGCAGCUCUUAUUUCAUUUGCUAUCUACUCCAUUGUAUCGUCCAAAGAUCCCGAUGUUCAUCAAUUCCUUCUUGCUCGCCAAUCUACAGCUUCUCCUAUUCGGCAAUCGGGCGAGUCAGCAACCUAUCGCAGUUUAGAAACCCCUUAUGGCUUUCCCCUUCGACAGGGAUUGAACGUGAAGGAUGCUGAAGCUCCCAAAUGGACUGCGGGUCGCCGGGGCGACCUUCGAGAUAUCUGGAAGGCUGCCGUUCGGGGUGCGUUGAACGCCGAUGGCUCUGUAUCUGGCAAGCAGGGCAAGAUCUAUACUGUGCUGGGGAGGAAUGCUGUUGAGCACUCCCUAUCUCAAGCAACUCAGGAAAUCAAUGUAAUCGGUCGAUUCCUACACAGAUCAGAGGUCAAGACUGUUGCUGUAUGCCUGACCGACUCUAUUGAACUCCUGGCCGCUAUCUUCGCGGGUGCAUUUUAUGGAUUCAACACUGUGAUUAUACCCCAUAACCUUGCUCCCGAAACGCUGUCUGCUCAUCUACAAGCAUCCAAAGCCGAUGCUCUGAUUGCCGAGGCCGGUUCAAUCGAUUUAUCCACAGUGAGCAAAGGUAACUCUCAGCUAUCACUUCUUCUCUGGGUCGUCAAGUAUGGAAAUCGGCACAUGGACUGGCAUGAGGUUCCCGAGGAUGUCAAAGGUACUCUGAAAGUUACUGUUUGGCACGAGUUGCUUGAGGAAGGCAAGGAUCUGGCUAGCCUAGAUGUCCCUGAAUACGACCCGACCACUCCGACCCCGGGUAUCAGCACUGUUUGGCCUUCCGAGUCCAACUCUGGCGAGUUCAUUAAUUUCCAAUCCGAGAACAUCGUGGCCGCUGUCGCUGCUUUGGGCUCUGCGCUGCCUCGGAGUGAACGUUUCUCUCCGUCUGACCUUGUUCUCUCAAUCGACUCUCUCUCUCGGUCUUACCCACUUUGCCAGAUAUUGAAUGCCUUGUUCUCAAAUGCCUCGGUGGCCCUCAACUCUGUCGCUGGUGAAAAUGUCGACUUUGGCCUGGCUACAGUUGGUGUGUCUCCUACUGUUAUCGUUGCGUCCUCUCGCACUAUGGUAGAGUAUCAUGACCGCGUCAUGAAGCCUCAUGCCGGUCCGGUUUCUUCCUUCGGUCAUUGGGUCCAGUCUCGAACUCUGGAUGCAGGAAAGAUGCCUUCCAAGAACAUUUUCAGUCAACUUGCCCGAAUCGGACCGACCGUCGAGCUUUCUUUGGACAAGUUGCGUCUAAUUUGCAUUUCACACCGCGUUGACGCCGAUUCCUCAGUUCGCCAUACCUCAGAGCAAUUGACAGAUCUUCGCGUUUUUACCGGCGCGCGUGUUGUAUAUGCACUUACCGGUCCUGGCAUUGCUGGUGCGAUUGCUCAAACCAACGUCUUUGAUUACAGACGCCUCGAUGGAUCCAGCCACUUUGGAUCACCAUUGAGCAGUACUGAAAUCACUCUAACUGGCAUCGCUGAGAGUCAGACAUUGGAUACCCUCCCAGAGGGUCAGAUUACGGUUACUGGCCCGGCUGUUGUUAACGGAAAAGUUACUCUCUCUUCUCACGCCCGCAUUAGUGGCGAUAACACCGUAGAGCUUUGCUAA